Messenger RNA from Durusdinium trenchii, 681 nucleotides. The record is from the annotation of a GenBank genome assembly. NCBI's taxonomy places the organism in Eukaryota, Dinophyceae, Suessiales, Symbiodiniaceae.
AUGGUGCAGGUGAAGGUGAAGAAGGCGAUCUUCUUCGACGUCAGUGAACUUCAACUGCAGUAUGGCCAACUGCUGCUGCACCUGAUCCAACUGCAUCCGACUCGCGAAGCUUUGGUGGAAGCGCUCUAUGGACGCUCCAUGGCACGCUUCGGCCGCGUCUUGUGCGCCUCCAACAUGAUGGACUUCCUCAACGAAGCUCCAGCGGCUGAGCCGGAGAUCCAGACCCGCGAGCGGUUGCCAGAGCAGCUGCAGGAGCUCUAUCGCAGUGUCUUCCGCUGCAUCAGCCGUCCCUCCUCAUGGCCGGUCGUGUGGCCUUGCUUCGGUCGGAGUUCGUCACUGCCCCAGCGGCGCAUGGCACCCGUAAGCCUCAGCAAGGCGCAACGACGCCUGGGAGGCCACCGCAACGAAGCCUUCCACAUCAACGAAGCGGGGUGGUUGAAGAGUGAUGAGACCUUUCAACAGCUUCGCUCUUGCAUCCUGGAGCUUCAGAAGCGGAACUGCCUGGAGUUUCGACACCUCAACUUCAGGGACAUACCGAAAGUCGGUGAGCAACGGGUGAUCUUCAUUUCGAACAUCGAUGGAUCACCCCAGUUCUUAGCCGACGACCAGCUGGGCGCUUGGCGUCGGGAAGCGCAUGGCACGUUGCUCUUAUCCACACGUGGCGCGGAAUGGCUUCCAUGA